Messenger RNA from Suillus clintonianus, 2466 nucleotides. RefSeq lists its product as uncharacterized. The transcript has 4 exons. The record is from RefSeq and is a predicted model, not a curated record. Lineage: Eukaryota; Fungi; Basidiomycota; Agaricomycetes; Boletales; Suillaceae. Bases 54 to 2300 code for a protein of 748 amino acids.
CCAACAUGAUGAUUUAGCUUAACCUGCCUGACAACAUUCAUCGACUGGCAGCGAUGCAGUCAGAAAACUAUCGUCCAUUGCUCGCGGUAGCAUGCAGAUUUGUGCCUUAUGACCAGUGGUUCAUAACCCACUUGGAUGAUAACCAGAAGGUCAAGCAGGUCAAACAUUGGAUACUAUCUAAAUGCAAUAUCAUCCAAACCCCCCAUCUCCCCGCUCAACGCCCCGUUUCUCCUAUCACAUUUGCUUCCAGCAUCAGGACCCGUACCUCAGUCGAUAGUAUGGAAGACGGUUAUAAUGAAGAUGAUGAAUAUGAAGAGGACUCGGAUGACUUUGACGACUUUUCUUAUCGCCACCCAGAACUCAGACGUCAAACUAUAUAUUCUCGUCGACCUGGAAAGACAUCAACCGCACCUGCUUCUUCACACACCAUUCAACCUGGCAGUAGCCCUGUCACCGACCAGUAUACCCUUAUCUCAUUCUCAACUGGAACAAUUCUAGAGGACGACUAUGCCCUAUCUUGGUAUAACCUUCGCCCUUGUGAACUUCUAGAGAUGCACCGCUCAGGGAAGGUCGUCCAAUUACCACGAGAAGUCAUUUCGGACUAUGUCCAACCCUACUUCCAGUCUAAAGCCAGGGCCCUCCGUGCAGUAUGGAAUCUAAAGUCAGGCCGAUUCGAAUCCCCUGCAGCUACUCGGCACAGCUUAAGCGCAAAAAGCAAAGACAAAAUAUCUAAUAUUCAGACCCCCUUGCAACCCGAGAAGAAGAAGAGAAAGGCUAAAGUCGAGUGGAAAGAUCGAUGGAUAGUCAUAAAUCAGGGUACCCUAUCUCUCUGCAAGGAUUCAUCUGGUGGGACCCCUUUGCAUCAUUUUCCACUGACAUCAUUACGCGCCCUUCGUGGCGCAGAGUCUCUUGCACGGGCUUGUUCCAUCAUAGCAGAACAACGCGUCGUCUGUCUUAAGUUUCAGAGCAAAGUGUUCAAGGCAUCCUCCAUCACUGCCUCUUCACCACCCAUGUCUCUUCCCUCGUCUCCGACUGCAGAAGACUGGAAAACAGAUGUGCAAAUUGAAGCGACGGACAUCACAUCUCUAUCAGACAAAACAACUUCGCCCUCAAAAGAACCUCCAGACAAGGGAGAUCACUAUAAGAACUCCCCGUCUUCCGACUAUACUCCGGAAGACAUCUGCCGUGGGGAAGGCGAAUGGCUCGUCCUCGAUUUGCUUGAUGAUCAUGCUUUCUCAAAUAUCCUCCGUAUCCUUCACCGCUACACCUCUCAUCCAAUAUCAUCAUCGUUCCUCCCUACAUCAUCAAUUAUCACAGUCGCAAACUACUGGAACAACGUCUCUUCUCCUGCUCUCACGCCUUUUGUUUACUCCUCACCAUACGACUCACUUCCAUACCCAGAAUGGCGCACAAAGACUGUCGAGACCGCGCGCAAGGCUGGCAUGGGGGACGUCGGAAAACCACUCGCACUCGUCCUAUGGUCCGAGAAUACCCGCCGAGAAUCCUCAUUGCAUGACAUCCACAAUCCGCGGUUCGCCUUCUCGCAAGGAUUAAGGUCCAAACCUUCCACUAGUUCUUUUGCACCACACUCGGACUCAGAAUCGGGUGAAAUCGAUGGAGAGAGCGAGAUGGAGUGGGAGGGUUGGAUGAGGGAUCUAGAGAGGCAAGGAAGCGUAAAGCAACAUCAUCCUCAUCAUCAGAAAAUCAUGCACUCUCCUAGCGACUCCGAGCACCUACCGCCAAGCCCCUCACUCCUACCCACCCCACCACCUUCGGACGCGUCCUCUCAGGGCUCCCCAAGGGGCCACUCACCCCCGCACUCACCCCCCGCAUACCCCACGAUCAAUAACGUUAUUCACUACGGGGACCCUUUUUCCCGCACUUCUCUCGAAUCACGUGUGCCUGGGAGGACCAAGACUACGACGGUUAGCACCGUGAGCGUGGGUACCGCCGUGCACACUUCUCCGCGGAAACGGUCUUCGACCCUCACGCCAGUUAGCUUAUCCAGGCUGAUGAAGGAGAAGGAAAAGGGAGACACUGUUCGUCCGUCAACGGGUAUCAAUGGCUCGCGUUUGGGAGCGCUAUCAUCGUCAUCAUCACGAGGCACCCAUAUCCGACACGCGCAUUCGGGAUCUAACCUCCGUUCAACCCCAACGGAGCACCUCCAUCGCGCACAGGACGCGGAAGGUUCGAGUAGUGGAAAGAAAAAGGUGGGUAUCGUUAGGGGUAUGUCGAUGCGGGCGGAAAAACUCGUGAGGGGGCUGGACGCUGCUAUAGACUUUGUUGAUAAUCAUCCUUAGUGUUUAGGUUUUUUUAUGUUGGUUAGUUUCUGUCUCUCUCCCUCUCACUUUCCCCCUAGGUUAUUGUGCGUGGAACUGGUAUUUAAGUUUACCUCUGUUGUCUGUAUUAGUAUGUAUUCGCCUGUGUUAGCUCCCACUUAUCAUAUGGGUUUUUGCUGCCGGCUAC